AUUGACAUCUUCGGGUGGUUAGCUUCGUGAAGAGCUAGGCGAAGUUCCCUUCGCAUGGGCCGCUAAUUGCCUUGGGUAGUGGGCAAUUUUCCUGGAGAAAAGAUUCAAAUAGGAGGCCAGUCCCCCCUCCCCUUGCUGCUGAAGCGUCCAUCCAGUCCUGCAACGCCAGAAACACUGCUGCUUCAAAGACCAAGGCAAAAGAAAAUGCUGCACCAAGCUCUCAAGCCGCUCGUGGUCGCCGCGCUGGGGCUGAGCGCCUGCCUCCCCACGGCGCUGGCGCAGCAGCAGUCGGCCAACGCCAACACGCUGGUGAGCCGGCGACUGACGGAGUACCAGCUGCCGGUGGCCACGGAGACACACGAGUUCGCGCGGGUGCCGAACACGAACUUCGUGCUGCUAUCGCAGAUGUCGGACAGCGAGCUGGUCAAGAUCGAGCUCGACCCCACCACGGAGGAGCCGAUCGCGUGGCAGACGUUCCCCAUGGGGCGCAACCGCAGCUCUCAGCUGCACGGGGUGUGGCCGUCGACGCUGUACCCGGGGCUGAUGUGGCUGACGCUGCAGGCGGAGAACAAGCUGCUGCUCGUGGACCCCGGCCGCACGCUGGCGGCGAAGCCCGUGGUGGUGCGCACGAUCGACAUCCCCGCCCCCGGCAACGGGCCGCACUGCGUCUUCGAGAUCGGGGACCGCGUCUGGGCCGGGCUGAAGGUCGCCUCGCCGCAGACGGGCCGGUACUACGUCUUCUCGGCGGACGUCUCGCACCUGAACGCCACCACCAUCGCCCGGGCUGGGGGCUCCCCCUCGACGGCCGCCGUCCCCGCCCGAGACCCGAAGCUGUACCCCUGCCUCAACAGCCCCGUCUUCAUCAAGGAGGAGCCCACGACCGGCCUGAUCUACGUGACCCAGGACACCGACUCGGCCAUCCUGCGCAUCAACGCCACCAGCGGCGAGACGGCGCAGCUGCCCAUCCCGCCGAGCGUGGGCAACAACGCCGUCGGCAUGCUGUCCGCGGGCGGGGCCUUGAGCGGCGUGUGGUUCACGCUGGCCGGCAACGCCACCGGCGGCACGGGCACCUUCGGCCACAUCGGCCCCGACGGCGAGAUGGCCUUCUUCCGGCUGCGCCACCCCUUGCUCGGCGCCAACGCGGGCCUCCUGCACCUCGCCGACGCCUCCACCCCGGCCGGCGGCCCCGCCCUCUGGCUGCUGUCCACCUCCCUGCUGAGCAGCAACUCCCCCGACGCCCUGAUCCGCGUCACCUUCGACGCCAACCUCACCGCCGUCGCCGACGAGGAGUACGUCUCCAUGCUCACCCAGAACGCCAUGGUCCACCGCGUCCUGCCCCUCGACCGCACCGUCCUCGUCUCCGAGCUCCACACCUUCACCCUCGCCCAGCUCGCCUACAAUCAUACCGUCGCCGGCCAGUGGCUGCCCGCCGAGGCCGUCACCAACACCACCGUCUACACCCAGGCCGGUUAGAGAAGAG
Molecule: messenger RNA, 1480 nt
Organism: Aspergillus aculeatinus CBS 121060
Lineage: Eukaryota; Fungi; Ascomycota; Eurotiomycetes; Eurotiales; Aspergillaceae
Exons: 1
Coding region: 205-1473 (422 amino acids)
Molecular function (GO): protein binding
Source: RefSeq, a predicted model, not a curated record